Molecule: messenger RNA, 1458 nt
Organism: Nerophis lumbriciformis (worm pipefish)
Lineage: Eukaryota; Metazoa; Chordata; Actinopteri; Syngnathiformes; Syngnathidae
Source: RefSeq, a predicted model, not a curated record
AUGAAACCGUACAACUUGACAGGUUCAUUGUCUCCCAGUGUAUUCCUGGUGUCUUUGGCAUUUCUAGUAUGUACCCUUUGGCUGGUAGCUCUAUGUGGUGUCUGCACGUGGUGUCAGCGUAAACUGGGAAAAAGGAAUAAGCCCGGCGUGGAAGCUGCCAAUUCUCCAGAGUCUGUGAGAGGUCGAGGGGAAAAUAAAGCUAUCAAUGAUCUUGACAGAGACUUUUGGAAUAACAAUGACAGCAGCAAUGUGCAACAGAGGUGGAGCUCCUACCCACCAAAGGAGUUUCUCUUAAACAUGUCUCCCUAUGCUCCCUAUGGAGACCCUCGCCUCACACCCAAUGAGGGGAAGAUGGUUGUUUUGUCUCUAGCAAUUGGACUGGCCGAACAAGAUGACUUCGCUAAUCUCCCUGACCUACAGGAAGCGCCAGCAAGCAUAGAGAAUGAAAUCACACCAGAGAAGAGGACUCCGGGUAACAAACCAGGCAGCAGCCCUAGAGGUCACACCCCAGAUGAGAGUGGACGCCGCCAGGGCUCGGGCCACGAUGCCAACUCAUCCGUCUCCGAUUUAGCCAACUCGGUCACCAGUGAAAUGCUCAUGCUGUCUCCAGGUUCAGAAGAAGAUGACCACGAGGGUCCAGUAUGUGAGAAGUUGGGUCGCAUUCAGUUCAGUGUGGGAUACAGCUUCCAGGACUCUACCCUCACUGUCAAAAUCCUCAAGGGCCAGGAAUUGCCUGCCAAGGACUUUUCUGGUACUUCUGACCCCUUUGUCAAACUGUACCUGCUGCCUGACAAAAAGCACAAACUGGAGACCAAAGUGAAGAGGAAGAAUCUGAAUCCACAUUGGAAUGAGACCUUUCUGUUUGAAGGGUUCCCUUUUGACAAAGUGGUCCAGAGAACUCUAUACCUGCAGGUGCUCGAUUACGAUCGCUUCAGUAGGAAUGACCCCAUCGGAGAGGUGUCCAUCCCCCUCAAUAAAUUGGAUCUGGCCAACAUGCAGACUUUCUGGAAGGAGUUGAAACCGUGUAGCGAUGGGAGUGGAAGCAGAGGGGAUCUGUUGGUGUCUUUGUGCUACAACCCUACUGCCAACACUAUCACUGUGAGCAUUGUCAAAGCCCGUAACCUCAAAGCCAUGGACAUUGGAGGCACUUCUGACCCCUAUGUGAAGGUGUGGUUGAUGAACAAGGACAAGCGUGUGGAGAAGAAGAAGACAGUGGUAAUGAAGCGUUGUCUCAACCCUGUUUUCAAUGAGUCCUUUCCCUUCGACGUCCCUGCCCACGUGCUAAGGGAGACCACCAUAAUUAUCACUGUCAUGGACAAGGACAAGCUUAGUCGCAAUGAUGUCAUUGGAAAGAUUUAUCUCUCAUGGAAGAGUGGCCCCGCGGAGGUAAAACAUUGGAAAGACAUGAUGGGUCACCCUCGCACUGCCGUGGCCCAGUGGCAUGCACUCAAGGCCUGA